AUGCAAAAAAUGUUGAAUACGAUCAUGAUACCUUUGAUUAUCAUGCUUUCAAUAUUUAUACAAACAAAAGGAAAUGAUCUUGCACCAAUUCCAUCGUCGGUAUCACCAGAACCUCAAUCAGAGAACCAAUUCUUUCUUGACCCACUAACUUGUAUUCACGAUGUGAAAAAGGUUCCAAAGUGUAUGGACGCAGUGUUGCACUUCCGAUUCAAACAGGUCACAAAGAAGUGUUGUUAUGUCAUAUUCUCUCUUCCCGAAAGUUGCUUUGGGUUUUUGUUUCCUAUUCCUUAUCUCUACCAUCCUCUUCUUAAGGCUGCUUGCAAAUUACUUACUCACCAUGGAUAA
This is a messenger RNA of Arabidopsis thaliana (thale cress), 345 nucleotides long. Its product is annotated as ECA1 gametogenesis related family protein. NCBI's taxonomy places the organism in Eukaryota, Viridiplantae, Streptophyta, Magnoliopsida, Brassicales, Brassicaceae. Gene Ontology annotation, cellular component: extracellular region. The transcript has a single exon. The coding region runs from base 1 to 345 and encodes 114 amino acids. The record is from RefSeq and is marked reviewed.